Daldinia loculata is the source of this 3017-nucleotide messenger RNA. Its product is annotated as copper amine oxidase. Gene Ontology annotation, molecular function: copper ion binding; quinone binding; primary methylamine oxidase activity. The record is from RefSeq and is a predicted model, not a curated record. The coding region runs from base 157 to 2490 and encodes 777 amino acids. NCBI's taxonomy places the organism in Eukaryota, Fungi, Ascomycota, Sordariomycetes, Xylariales, Hypoxylaceae. Gene Ontology annotation, biological process: amine metabolic process. The transcript has 3 exons.
GUGUAUCUAGUUGACUUAAUAAUAUACUUUACCGCAUAUCAAUAAGACAGUUGUUGUUUUGUCGUAACGAGUCUUUGUUUCCAUAUUAGUCUGACCCGAUUUCAUAGCAUUGGAGCUUCAGAAAAAAAUAACCAAGGCAAAUUGACCAUUAGCAACAUGGCCGUCGAUCAAGGAUCAAAGAUUCCUCAUCCUCUACGACCGCUCUCGCCCGAUGAGCUAUCAAAAGCUCGAGAUAUUGCGAUUAAAGCACAUGCAGGAGACGGGGUUGCUUUGUUUUUUCGUUUUGCCAUAGUCGAUGAGCCUAAGAAGACGGAUCUGACUGAGUUCCUCAUUGCGGAACAUGAAGGCCGGAUACCCGAGUCCAUCCCGCCGAGACAGGUCAAACUAUUAUAUGAUGUCAUCAAUAAUGGAAAAGCUCAACUCACGGAGACGGUCGUUGAUGUCGACGCCGGAGUCAUUCAAAGCAGCAAGCAGUUUGAAUCGCGAUAUCAGACCAGCUACACAGCCCACGAAUUCAGUAUAUUCCAAGAUGCCUGCGUAUCCUCGGAGAUGUUCAAGUCAGCCAUGGAAGAGUUCAUCCUACCAGAAAACUUCGUCGUCACGAUAGAUCCGUGGCCAUACGGCGGCCCAGAUCCAGAUGAGAACAUCCCUCGCUACAUGCAAGGUCUCGUGUACGCCCGUGAUGCUUCCAAGAACAAUAUUGAUUCCAACCAUUACUCUUAUCCCUUACCUAUAAUCCCUAUCAUGGAUACAGCUACCAAGAAGUUAAUAAGGGUGGAUCGCCUCGCCACCGGAGGAAUCGGCGACAGUCUGUAUCCACCCCCUCCUGGAGGCGAGCCAAAGAAGCUGUUCGAGAAUUGCGGCCCCGCGGAAUACUUCCCGGAGCUGCUGGACCAGCCGUUUCGCACCGAUCUAAAACCCAUCAAUGUUACCCAACCGGAGGGUGCGUCUUUCAAAGUCCACGCCGACAAUCUUGUCGAGUGGCAAAAAUGGCGUUUCCGCGUUGGCUUCACGGCCCGUGAGGGCGCUGUGCUCCACGAUGUGUGCUAUGACAACCGGCCCAUAGUAUACCGGCUAUCUUUCUCCGAGAUGACUGUCCCGUAUGGUGACCCUCGUCCACCUUUCCAACGCAAGCAAGCCUUUGACUUCGGGGACGGUGGAAUCGGACGCGCGGCCAACAACCUGAAACUAGGAUGCGACUGUCUAGGCGCAAUACAUUACUUCGACUGCGUAGUGCCCAACGCGGAGGGUAAGCCUGAUCUGGCGAGUAACGUAAUUUGUCUACAUGAGCAAGACAACGGCAUAGGUUGGAAACACACCAACUUCCGGACGAAUCGUGCAGUGGUGACACGCCUACGUGAGUUAGUCGUGCAAUUCGUCGCCACGCUAGCGAAUUACGAAUACGUGUUUGCAUACAAAUUAGAUACAGCAGGUGGUAUCUCGAUCGAAACACGGGCCACAGGUAUCGUAAGCGUCGUACCCAUCGACGAGGGCAAAGUAUCAGGAUAUGGCAAUGUUGUCAAUCCAGGAGUAAUGGCACAAAAUCACCAGCACAUCUUCGCGGUACGUAUCGACCCGGCUAUCGACUCGUACAUUACCGGCGACACCGCUGUAGUCCUUGAAGAAAGCCAUCCCAUACCAAUGAACCCGGAAACAAAUCCUCACGGCAACGCAUACGAGAUUCGACGAAAGCGUGUUGAGCGCGCCGGGUUUGCAGAUGCUGAGCCCCAGCUAAAUCGAGUCGUGCGCCUAGAGCACACAACUAAAAAGAACAGUAUCAGCGGCAAGAACGUCGGCUAUAAGCUAGUUCCCAGCGCUACACAGCUCAUGCUUGCAGACGAUAAGAGUGUCCAAGCUGCAAGGGCGCCUUUCGCAAAACACCACCUUUGGUUUACCGGAUAUAGAGAUGGUGAACUAUGGGCUGCGGGUGAGUUCACGAACCAGGCGCCGCGGGAGGAAGGUGGCGUGAAGACGAUGGUCGAGAGGGGGGAUUGGUUCGUUGAUGAUGGCGGGGUUGAUAGUGUGAAUGGGACAGCGGAUGGGGAGGUCCAUGACGAUGAUACGGCCGAUGAGAAAAAGGGAAAGAAGAGUAGUCCUGUAGUUUGGAGCGUCUUCGGCCUUACGCACAAUCCGCGAGUUGAGGAUUGGCCCGUGAUGCCCGUCGAAAUCCACCAGAUCCAUCUCCGUCCGGCCGACUUCUUCACUAGAAAUCCGGCGUUGGAUAUUCCGAGCAAUAGGAAUGAGAGUAGCGUCCUGGUGCCAUGUUGCGAUAAGGUCAACGACACAGCACAAAACGGGACUCACCAAUCGAGUACUUGUUGUAGUAGUACGAGUCUUCGGACCGACAGUACGUCGCAGCAGAAUGCGGUAUCGCAUCUUCAGGGCACCGGACCAGAUUUUGAUCCCAAGGAUAUUCCGGUCGGAGUCCCUAAGGAGAAGAAACGAUUGUCGGCAACGUUGUCGAACUUACUUAACUGGAAGAAGGAUUAAAUGAGUUGACCCUUUUGCCUGGGACUCAUUCAGGUGCAUUUACAACUUGAAGUUUCCGACCUGGCGGAUCUUGGAGAAAGCUUUAGGCAUCAACGCGCCCCAGAACUUUUAAUGACUUCGCUUUUUCCAUGAACGUUUUACAACAGAGUUUAUUAAAUGAUUCUAGCCGACUCAGACUUUCGUUAUGGUACUGGAUCUAGAAUGGCUACGCAUGCAUGGGUUGUGGAGAAUGGGUUUAUAUAGGUAUAUAUCUUAAAUAGUAUAUAUUAGUAGGUACUCAUUUCAUCUAUGAAUUAACAUGAGAACAUUUCUUUCUCCGAGGCGAUGUCCGAGCUGGUUACAUGUUAAAUGGGUGUGUUGCUGCAUGUGUUAUACGUUUUCUUGAAUGGUAAACUGUAAGCCAACAUACAUGUAUGGGCCAUACCUACCUCUUAUGUAUAAGAUUAUUUAUUCUUUACCUAACCUUACCAAUAUAAUAUCAAAUUUAAAUGUUUUAACUCUAUUGAUAAUUGCCUUUCUUGCCUGAG